Molecule: messenger RNA, 2368 nt
Organism: Hippoglossus stenolepis (Pacific halibut)
Lineage: Eukaryota; Metazoa; Chordata; Actinopteri; Pleuronectiformes; Pleuronectidae
Gene: cldn23l
Product: claudin 23-like
Exons: 3
Coding region: 866-1618 (250 amino acids)
Biological process (GO): cell adhesion; bicellular tight junction assembly
Cellular component (GO): plasma membrane; bicellular tight junction
Molecular function (GO): structural molecule activity
Source: RefSeq, a predicted model, not a curated record
AUCUAGCACUGAGAGCUCGUUCUGUCCCAGAUAUAACACAGACAUCCUUCAGUCAGUCAAAGAGAGAGGCACACACACACACACACACACACACACACACACACACACAAAGUCAGACAGAGAGGCAGACAGCCGGGGAGGCAGACAGGGAAAAAAGGAAAAGAGGCAGAGACGCAAGGACAAACGCAAACAGAGACAUCAAGACGGAGGAAAAUGAGGCGACAGAGAGAGGUGGGGAGACUGCCGAAGCAAAGACAGAGAUGAGGAGGGAGAGAGGUUGAGCGGGAAUGAUGAAGACGUAGUUGCACCAUCUGCUGCCAGAGAGAGAGAGAGAGAAACAUGUUAACCAUUCAACAGAAAGAAGCAGAGAGGCAGACCGCAGAUCUGCAGCGAGAUACACACAACCCCUCCUGAAUGUGGAACACACACCUCCUCCCAGAUCUGAGCCUCCCUCUUUCACUCAGUCAGACCGAGGAGUCGCCAGUAGGAAGGCAGGAGAGAUUCAAGGAGGAGACACAGUGACAUCAUCAGUGUCUGGCGGGAGGAGAUUUUUGAGAACCCUGACUGGACUUUUCUUCGAUGUGAGAAAGAAAACAAGAGAUUUGAUCCUCUUCCUCGUCACGUUUGAGCGGCCUAAUAUUUUUCUGAAUAAAUCCACUCAGUUGUGACGGCUCUCAUGACACUGACAUGUGAUAAUAACGAGCAGCGUCCCCGUCUGCAGGAGGAGCAGCCACACUGGUCUCUUUUUGGAAAAUACUCACACUGGGAAACACAUUGAAAACAGGUACUGUUUUGUUUUUCCACAAAACUCGAGAUAUUCCCUAAAAUCAAUAAAUCAAUAAAGAAAAUCGGUGCUGGACCGUUCAUGAUGCACACUCCAGCCUCCAUGGUGAUGGGGAUCGUAUUCUCCCCUCUGGGACUUGUUCUUGUCUUCACCGCUGCCAUCACCCCCCAGUGGAGAGAGGGACAAGCGCGUCUGGGAAUGACGGGGCCGGGGUCACUUCUUCGAACUGGUGUCAAAGGUCAAGGGACGGGGGUCAAGUCAGUGGAGGCCCUGCUCUUGCGGCGCUCUGAUGGACUGUGGGAGAGCUGCCUGCAGGUGGAGCACUCUGAGCUGAAGCAGUGCUGGCCUGUGGCGGGUCCGUACCAGAGGGACCCCCGGGUUCGCCUGGCGCAAGGUCUGAUCCUGACCUCCUUGUUCCUGUGCGGCACUGGUAUUGUCCUGGCCUGCAUCGGGGUCCGGUGCUGGACAGAUCUGCCUCUGAGGGGCAUCGCAGCCACAGGUGGGCUCCUGGUGGUGAUGGCCGGCCUGCUGAGCCUGACUGCCCUCGGGGUGUACACACACAACCUCGGAAGGCUGGGGCUGACGGCUCCGGGCCCAGGGCUCAACCACCACAGGUUGCCCCACCUCAGCCUGCGUCCAGCCGGCUCGCUGUACUUUGGGUGGCUGGGGUCGUGUUUGCAGGUGCUGGGGGGCAGCGCUCUGCUGUUCGGCUUCAAACAACCAAGAUGUCCGACCUGCCCGUCUUGCCCGGAGGUGCCCGUCUGCCCCGCGUGCCGCUCAUUUCCAGACAUCACCAACAAGGGAGACACAGAUGUAUAUGAAGUCACCUGUUAGAGUUCCAGACUUCACGGUGCACAUAUUUGGACGUGUGGCCACUUCUUAAAGUCACUUCAUUAGCUGGUUUCAUCUGCCACUCAAGGAAAUGAGUCAAAUAAACUGUGAACCACAGAAUAUUAUCGCUUCCUGAUCGCUGGACUCUUUACGUCAGGUAUGGACUUGAUUGAUGUAAUUACUUCUCGACGUGGGCGGAGACUUUAAUUUGUGGGUGCAAACUCUAGAGCGAUGACUCACGAGGAUUGUUAUUGAUUCAUUUAGAACAUUGUGAGCUCAACUUCCUGCUGCCUUUAACUGCGACAUGUAGUGAAACAUGGGGGACAUCUCUGUGCUGCCUUUCACGCUGUAGCCAUGCCUUUGCACUGUUAGAGAGAAACACGACCCCGUUUGUAUCCGACACGGGACAUGAGGAAAUUCAUACAUUAGGGUUAGGGCUUCAAAUAGAGGUGGAUGGAAGAGCUAUUUUCACAUUUCAUUAGACACGUGUGGCAUUAAUAAAACUGAAUUUCAUUUGUAAUUUGUCAUUUUAAGUUAUUUUGUUAAUGGAAAUUUGUGCUUAAAAGGAUGUGAAAUCAGCUUUUUGAUGUUUUCUGAUUCAGUCACUGUAAUCUAACGAAAGUGAAAACUGUUAGAUGCUAAUUUGUUUGCCGUCCGUCAGGGUGAAUCCUCGUAUGAUACCUUCGCUGAGGAGCCUUCAUCCAACUCAUGUGACGUUUCUAACUGUGAGAAAAAGCGUUUGAAGUGGACGAC